Molecule: messenger RNA, 2967 nt
Organism: Diospyros lotus (date-plum)
Lineage: Eukaryota; Viridiplantae; Streptophyta; Magnoliopsida; Ericales; Ebenaceae
Product: AT-rich interactive domain-containing protein 2
Exons: 3
Coding region: 165-1976 (603 amino acids)
Molecular function (GO): DNA binding
Source: RefSeq, a predicted model, not a curated record
CAAUGGACCUUCGCAACCUCUCUUUAUUGUUCUUGACAUAGAAAAUAGGGGCGAGAAAACAGGGCAAAACGAGGAAAGGACGACAAAAAUGCCGGUACGACUUCCCUCCCUUAGACUUCCAGUCUUUGGGCUCUCCUCCAUUUUAUUUGAAGUGAAGGUGAUCCAUGGCAGGGUGUGGGAAGACAGCUGAUCGGUCUGCCUUGGAUUGCUUCAAAACCCUUCUUAAGCUUGAAACAGACGAGUUCUGGUGCGAUUUUGAAGUGUGUUUGAAGGGUUCUGUUGAUGGUGCCGAAGAAGACAAGGCCCGGUGCUUGUUUGAUCUGUUUCUGCGUGUAUCUCUCAAGGAGGCCUGUGGGUGUGAGCUUUUUCGGCCUUUACCACCAAUGCUUGGGAAUGGGCGAUCGGUCGAUUUGUUCAAGCUCUUCUUGGUUGUGAGAAAGAACGGUGGGUAUGAGGCGGUCUCCAAGAAUGGUUUGUGGGAUUGUGUUGCCAAGGACUCUGGAUAUGAUCCCGGUCUGGGGUCGGCUGUUAAAUUAGUUUACGUCAAGUAUUUGGAUACGUUGGAAAGAUGGUUAAAAAGUAUUCUUAAAGAUAAAGACUCAAAAGAAGUUUUAAAGAAUAGUGGUGCUUAUUCCAGUGGUUGUCUAAUGGACAUAGAGACAGAGUUCAAAAGUGUUUCAACUAAUAUUACAGAUCAGAGUAAGGAUGAUGGGGAAUACCCAUGUUUGGAUGUGGAAAAGAGUAACUUGAGUUACAAGGAUGUUGGAAAACUGAACUGUAAAAAUGAAGUUUGGAGUUCGGGGGAGUCAGAUGAUGGCAGAAAAAGUGUUGAGGCAAAGAAAAGGCACCAAAAUGAAGGGGAUGCAACUUCUGGUUCCACUGUUCUUGAGGAGGAUAUUUCUUGCAGGAAGAGAAAGCGGGAUUGUCAUCAGAGGAUGUUGGAUUGGAUUGUUGAGAUUGCGAAGAAUCCUUGUGAUCCAGAAGUUGGGUCCUUACCAGAAAGGUCCAAGUGGAAAUGCUAUGGGAGCGAGCAACAAUGGAAGCAGGUCUUGUUGGCUCGAGAGGCCAUGACUAUCAAAAGAGAUGGCAUUAUAAGUGCUGACGUAUCACGUUCAGAUUGGCUGAGAAACCAAAGGAUGCAUCCAUCAGUGUAUGAUGAUCAUACUGGAUCAGGGAGAGUAAGAUGCAGUCAGAGGAUAUUUUUGGCAAAAGAGUCUCAAGCACUUUCUUCCAAAACAGGGGCAUGUUCAGAGUUGUCCUCAGGCACUCAGAGUGAUAUAGAGGACCACUUUGACAGAGAAUCUGAAACCUUUUCUGCAGGUACAAUAUUUGGCUUCUUAGGUAACAAACAAAACAAAAAACGAGUCCCAGUGGGUCCACUUUUUCAAGCAAAUGUACCAGAAUGGAGUGAGGAAAUUUAUGAAAGUGACCCCAGAUGGUUAGGCUUGCAGGUCUGGCCACCAAAAAGUAAGGAGCACAACAGAUAUGUGAUUGAAAGGGCUCGCAUUGGGAGAGGAAGACAAGAUUCAUGUGGCUGCCGGCACCCAGGCUCAGUUGAAUGUGUGAGAUUCCAUAUUUCCAACAAAAGGAUGCAAGUGAAGAUUGAACUUGGCUCGGCCUUUCAUUGUUGGAAGUUUGACAUGAUGGGUGAGGAAGUUGCUCUUUCAUGGAAAAAAGAAGAUGAACAAAGAUUCAAGGAGAUUGUUAGGUCAAAUCCACCAUCGAUGGAUAAGUGUUUCUGGGAUGAACUUGUUAGAUCUUUUCCUAGCAAAGCGAGGGAGGAUCUAGUGAGCUAUUUAUUCAAUGUCUUUAUUCUACAGCGCAGGGCUCACCAGAAUAGGUCUCCUCCAUGUAACAUUGACAGUGAUGAAGAAUCGGAAUUUGGAUCAUUGAUUAAUGGCUUUAAGCAUGAUGGAGUUAAAUCUUCAGGGUCCAUCUUUUGUUCCCCAAAGAAGCCUCAUUUGAAUUUUAGAUAAUAGAUUGCAUUGGGUUUAGGGCUUUGCUGAGAAAUUUUGAAGCGCUGCAGUUUUAUUUGGUUUUGGAUCAGCAAUUUCAAUCCUAGCACACCUUUUUGGAACCUAGCCUUUGGCUAAUUUUGCUUUGUGAAGGGGAUAGCAUGCUAAAGAUAGGGGAUGCAUAUUGUGGUGGAAGGAGCUUAAGUAUCGGGGUGUCACCCACUCCAGUUGAGCAACUGUUUUUGGUUCUUCAUCUGGUUCUCAACAUUACUUCUAGUUUUUGUCCAUUAAUCACUGUCCAAUACAGGCAUCAUUACUUUUCAUACCUAGUUAUUCCUUCAUUAAGUUGAAACAGAAAUGGUGAUCCCUAAUCAAAAGCCUUGGAUUGUUGGUUGGACAGAUGAAUUUAUUAUUGGAUUUGAAGGUAUACAUGCUCCCUUCUGGUGUGCCGGAAUUUGAAACAUGGCAUGGAGAAUCGCUUUUUUUGCUUCAGUGUUUUGCAUUUUGAUCUCUCAACUCUACUGGCAAUUUCUUCUUCUAUGGGGUGAACAGAAUGUUCAAAAUUUUAGAUUUAUUGGAUGUUAGGUUUUUGAUUGGUCUGGUAAAAUCUGCACUGAUUCACUUGAUCCAAACCCUGAUACAGAAAUGUGUUAAUUAUUAGUUUAUAAGCAGAACUGAUUGAUCAACUUUCCUUUUGGACCGUUGGGAUUUGAGUUUUGCUCUUCUUUUAAUGGUAAUGCCACAAUUACCGCCAUGUUCCUUGUUUUUAUUUCCCUUUGCUGAAGCUGGCUUGGCUUGGCUGGGCUUUGCUUUUUGUGCAACGAAUUUGGCUACAUUACAUAAUGAUUUUUCAAGGAAGAGCAGCAGCAGUAGCAGCAGGUGACACCAAUCUGUCGAAAAGCUGAAAGUGCAUAUUUGUUUGAAGGGCUCUUAUCUUCAUUUGCUUGUUGGAGAUUUUUACUUGAAUCUCAUUUUUGGGCCUCAUAAAUGGGAGGAAGACAAUGUGACAUUU